AACAAAUUGAUGCGCCAACCCUGGUAGCGUACAGUGCUUGUGCGGGUGUUUUUACGCUAAAUUGAAUAAAUUUCUAUUUAAUACGAGGGCACUUAGAAUUCUAAAACCACUAGAGAGUUAAUAAUGGCGCAACCACAACAACCGGCCUACGAAAACAAAAAUGUGUAUGCAACAUUGCCGCGCACUCAACGUGGCCAGCCAAUUGUUUUGGGCUCGGACCCGAAGGGCAAGAACUUUCUCUACACCAAUGGAAACUCGGUGAUAAUCCGCAAUAUCGAGAAUCCAGCGAUUGCCGAUGUCUACACGGAACACUCGUGUGCAGUGAAUGUGGCCAAGUAUUCGCCCAGCGGCUUCUAUAUUGCAUCCGGCGAUGCCUCUGGAAAGAUUCGCAUUUGGGAUACGGUUAACAAGGAGCAUUUGCUGAAGAAUGAAUUCCAGCCGAUUGCAGGACCCAUCAAGGACAUCAGCUGGUCAGCGGACAAUCAGCGCAUGGUGGCCGUCGGCGAGGGACGCGAACGUUUUGGCCAUGUUUUCAUGACGGAAACUGGCACAUCUGUGGGCGAAAUCAGUGGCCAAUCCAAACCCAUCAAUUCGGCGGACUUUAGGCCAGCCAGACCCUUUCGCAUAGUGACCGGCAGCGAGGACAACACGAUUGCCGUCUUCGAGGGUCCGCCGUUCAAGUUCAAAAUGACCAAGCAAGAUCACUCGCGAUUUGUGCAAGCCGUGCGCUAUUCGCCCGACGGCAAAUUGUUUGCCUCGGCGGGCUUCGAUGGUAAGGUGUUCCUGUAUGACGGCACCAGCUCGGAUCUGGUGGGUGAAUUUGGUUCACCGGCGCACAAGGGUGGCGUCUAUGCGGUCGCCUGGAAGCCAGAUGGCACUCAGCUGUUGACCUGCUCCGGUGACAAGACCUGCCGCCUGUGGCAGGUUGAGUCCCGUGAGCUGAUCAGUGAAUUUGUAAUGGGCACCACUGUGGAUGAUCAGCAGGUGUCGUGCCUGUGGCAGGGAGAGCAUCUGUUGACCGUCUCCCUGUCCGGUAUCAUUACCUAUCUGAAUGUGGAGGAUCCCAGCAAGCCACUGCGAGUGGUCAAGGGACACAAUAAGCCAAUUACUGUGCUGGGCCUGAGCGAUGAUCGCAGCACUAUUUACACUGGCAGCCACGACGGCAUUGUAACCAACUGGAAUUCUGGCAACGGUGUCAACGAUCGCAUCACUGGCACUGGUCAUGGCAAUCAGAUCAACGGCAUUGCUGCCUGGGAUGAGUUUGUCUACACCUGCGGCAUCGAUGAUAGUCUGCGCCAAUUCAGUGUCGAGGGCAACUGCUAUACGGAUUACGUGGUCAAGCUCAACUGUCAGCCACGCGGCUUGGCCAUCUUGCGCAACGAGAACAUCAUUGCAUUGGCCUGCAUUAAGGAGCUAACAUUGGUGCAGGAUCAGAAGAAGAUAUUCUCGCUGCCCAUCAAAUACGAGGCCAGCUCCAUAGCGGCCAAUGCGGAAACCUUGGACGUGGCUGUUGGCGGUGAUGAUCAGAAGCUGCACAUCUAUUCGCUCAAGGGUAGCACUCUCGAGCUAAAGACCGAACUGGAGCAUCUGGGCGCUGUCACCGAUGUCGCCUAUUCACCGGAUCAAAAGUAUUUGGUUGCCUGCGAUGCUCAUCGCAAGGUGGUCCUUUACUCGGUGGAGGAAUAUAAGCCGGCCCACAACAAGGAAUGGGGCUUCCAUAAUGCACGUGUCAACACUGUCGCCUGGUCUCCGAACUCGCUGCUGGUGGCCAGCGGUUCCCUUGAUACCACCAUUAUCAUUUGGUCUGUGACCAAUCCAGCCAAGCACACCAUCAUCAAGAAUGCGCAUCCACAAUCGCAAAUUACGCGCCUCGUGUGGCUGGAUAACAAUACUGUGAUCUCCACUGGUCAGGAUUGUAAUACCAAAGUCUGGCAUGUGGAAACUAUUUAGAAAAACAAUUAAAAUAAAAAAGCAAAAAGUAUGCCAAAAGGAAAAAUGAACAACGAGAAGAACAGCGCAGCCAGCGCAUAUUUUUAUACUUAUUCAGAGAGAAGAAAAAGAAGGAAAGCGCAGACAGAUCCGUUUAAAUCCGAUGUAAAAUUGCCAAGCUGCUAUUAUUCGCUGCGACAUCAGCUUCAUUUCAUUUAAGUGCAACAGUUUAUUUACAUUUAGAUAUUUAUAUAACGCACUCAUUAUGUCCCUUUAGUUUAAGCUCAAAUGUGUUUUUGCUAAUCAUAUCAUGGAUACAGCUAUUCUAUUUGCAUCAUUUUAUAUAUAUAUAUUUAAUAACUAUGAAAAUACUUGCGAGUUUGUGCCGCCAAUUCGACUUCAUUAUGCUUGAAUGUGUUUUUUAACAACAACAACUUUUUUUGGAUACUUAUACAACUGAACUACAGUUUAAACAAUACUAUACAUAUGUAUAAAGUGCGCCUGCGUACGUAAAUUAUUGUAUUAUGAAAUGAAAUAAAAUAGUUUUUGCAUAAAAAAAAAU
This is a messenger RNA of Drosophila grimshawi, 2491 nucleotides long. RefSeq names its product actin-interacting protein 1 (gene flr). Gene Ontology annotation, cellular component: cortical actin cytoskeleton. NCBI's taxonomy places the organism in Eukaryota, Metazoa, Arthropoda, Insecta, Diptera, Drosophilidae. The transcript has 7 exons. Gene Ontology annotation, molecular function: actin filament binding. The record is from RefSeq and is a predicted model, not a curated record. Gene Ontology annotation, biological process: sarcomere organization; positive regulation of actin filament depolymerization; actin filament depolymerization. The coding region runs from base 124 to 1950 and encodes 608 amino acids.